GGGUAGUUAACGUUAAUGUUUGCAUGAGCAAAAACUUCCUAAGUCUAGAUCUUCUGUUCUCCUGACUUCGUCGAACAAGGAAGUGAUUAUUUCGUUUUAAAGAUUUGCGUCCAUCGCCUCUGAAUUCUAAACAAAGCUGUAGUUGUCUGAAGUCCAUCGAACAAAGGUAACGUUAUUUUGAUAGGAUGCGGUACACCUUAUAUAUUCGGACUGCCUUCGUCAUGCUGAUUGGGUUCUGGAUGGGCGAGGCUCAAGAAUGUGGUCGGCCACAAAUGCUGAACAGGAUAGUCGGAGGCUCCGCUGCGUCAGAAGGUGCGUGGCCGUGGCAGGUGGAUAUUCAGACUGAUGGUGAAGGACAUGUUUGUGGAGGAACUAUCAUCUCAGAGAAAUGGGUCCUGUCUGCUGCACAUUGCUUUCCCAACCCUAAUGACAUCUCCUCUUACAUGGUUUACGCGGGCCGGCAUCUGCUGAACAGCUGGAACUCGGACGAGACCAGCCAUAGGAUCCGCCGCGUGGUGGUUCCUCUGGGUUACACACACCCUCAGCUGGGUCAGGAUAUCGCUCUAGUGGAGCUGGCCACAGCUGUCCAGUGGUCUGACCGCAUUCAGCCUAUCUGCCUGCCAUAUGCCAACGUGGAGUUCAGCAGUGACAUGAGGUGCAUGAUCACUGGAUGGGGUAACAUCAGAGAUGGAGUUGCUCUGCAGGGCGUUGGGGCAUUGCAGCAAGUCCAAGUGCCAAUCAUUGACUCAAAGAUUUGUCAGGACAUGUUUCUGAUAAACCCCACAGAGAACAUUGACAUCCGCCGUGACAUGAUGUGCGCUGGAUUCCAGGAAGGAGGCAAAGACUCCUGCCAGGGCGACUCCGGCGGCCCUCUGGUGUGUCAGAUCAGUGAUGGAAGUUGGGUGCAAGCUGGAAUUGUGAGCUUCGGUCUGGGCUGCGCUAAACCAAACCGACCAGGAGUCUAUGCCAAAGUAUCCAGCUUCACUAGCUUCAUCCAGAACAAUAUUGGAGGAGUCCAGCUCAAGAGUGCAUCGAGUCCCAUCUGGGCUGACCGGGUCAUGGUGCUCAUCAGGACUCUGGUGCUCCUGGUAUUGGUGCAGCUGCUGAGAUAAACACACACUGAUCCUCGCACAAGCCAAAAACCUCUGCCCCAAAACACUGCCCUACAUAAAAAGAGAUUUUUAAUGCAAUAUGUAGUUUUUAAAUCCGUUUUUAAACAACUUUAUAUAAUGUAGUUUCCUAUUUGGGUUGUACCAAAAAUACACACCAAAUUAUUUUAAAUGAAAGAUAAAAGCAUGUCUUUUACCACUUGAGUAAUAAUAUCUUCUUUUUAUUAUUUGGAACUGUACUGAUUAACACUGAGAUGGUUAAACCAUGUAAUUAAACUGUGCAAAUAAUGCCAUUUUUAAACCAAAACGCUCAAAUUGUUCUCAUAGGCAGUUUAACAAAUGUGAGAUUUGACAAUGCAUACUGAAAUAUUAAUGGACACUUAUUUAAUCCAGCCUUUUGCACAGCAAUUAUAAAUGUUAUUUACCUCUGCAUCAAGACAUGUGAAAUGAAGAUCACCUGUACAACUAUUAUGUGAAGGAUUUAAUGUUUUUUUUAGAGUCAGUUGUAUAUUUGUAUCUCUUGGUGACCAUUUCUCUUAAAAUGCUGAAUAUAUAAUUUAUAAUAAAGUGAUUUUUGUAAUUGA
This is a messenger RNA of Carassius carassius (crucian carp), 1693 nucleotides long. Its product is annotated as serine protease 33-like. Gene Ontology annotation, molecular function: serine-type endopeptidase activity. The transcript is spliced from 7 exons. The record is from RefSeq and is a predicted model, not a curated record. Lineage: Eukaryota; Metazoa; Chordata; Actinopteri; Cypriniformes; Cyprinidae. The coding region runs from base 186 to 1112 and encodes 308 amino acids. Gene Ontology annotation, biological process: proteolysis.